AUGGAGACACAACUCAACGAAAAACAAGAAGAAUUGAACGUCACCAACGUUGUUUUAGCGCGUUUGGCUCAACAAAACAGAGUGCUGGAGCUUCAAAUCCAAGAGAUCAAGAAUUCGGGCAAUGAGAAAGUGUGGGAAAGCUGUGGUAAGGCAUUCCUUGGAACGCCAGUCAAGGAUUAUGAAACCAAAUUGAACCAGCAAAUUAAAGACAAUAAAGAUUCAGUUAACAGUCUCGAGAAGAAGAAGCAUUACCUCGAGACUACUGUGAAGACGACAUUUGACAAUAUGAGCAAGUUUUUGGGUCCGGCACCUUCCUCCAGUACCGCAUAA
Molecule: messenger RNA, 330 nt
Organism: Ogataea philodendri
Lineage: Eukaryota; Fungi; Ascomycota; Pichiomycetes; Pichiales; Pichiaceae
Exons: 1
Coding region: 1-330 (109 amino acids)
Biological process (GO): protein folding
Cellular component (GO): prefoldin complex; cytoplasm
Molecular function (GO): protein folding chaperone
Source: RefSeq, a predicted model, not a curated record